CCGAGGCCCUGAGGGGAAGCCGGUGUCUGCGGUGAUCCCUGGGAGCCCAGGCCUCCAGGCCCGGGCAGCAAUCACUAAAUUCCCGCGUCCUUUUCGCGCUGCUAGGUGAGGUCUCCCACAGGGAAGUUUUUCCUGCUUGACUUCGACCUUUAACCCUUCUACCAGCGAGCGUCUCCUAACCCACCCAAAACUACAGUUCCAGAUAGCAAGGUCCAGAAAAAAGGUCAAGAUGGGGUUUAUGUUUUCAAAAUCUAUGAGUGAAAACAUGAAAAAUCAACAGGAAUUCAUGCUUAUGAAUGCUCGACUCCAGCUGGAAAGGCAGCUACUGUUGCAGAAUGAAAUGAGGGAAAGACAAAUGGCUAUGCAGAUUGCUUGGUCUCGAGAAUUCCUCAAAUAUUUUGGGACAUUUUUUGGCAUUGCAACCAUCUCUUUAGCCACUGGAGCAAUAAAACAAAAGAAGCCCGUCUUCUUCAUCCCUAUAGUUCCAUUAAGCUUUAUUUUCGCCUACCAGUAUGAUUUGGGCUAUGGAACACUUCUACAAAGAAUGAAAGGUGAAGCUGAAGACAUACUGGAAACAGAGAAGAGUAAGCUGCAGCUGCCGAAAGGAACGAUCACUUUCGAAAGCCUUGAAAAAGCUAGAAAGGAACAGAGUAAAUUUUUCGUAGACAAAUGAAACCAGGUUUACUCACUGUAUCUCAAAGCACAAAAUUAUUGGCUUGAAUCAUGAUUUUUACAACUUUUUAAAUGCUCAAGAUUUUGAUAUAAUGGAUUUUAUUUUAAAAUAUUAAAAUGCAAGGUGAGGUUUAUGGGACUAUUUUAAAAUAAAAUAUAUGACAUUCAACACAAAAUCAUGUAGGUACUGUAACUUUCAGAUUGUCUUCAUGCAUAUCACAGAUGUCUAAAUGUAAAAUUAAUAAAUUAUUUUGUUUUGAACUUCUGGAA
Molecule: messenger RNA, 942 nt
Organism: Chinchilla lanigera (long-tailed chinchilla)
Lineage: Eukaryota; Metazoa; Chordata; Mammalia; Rodentia; Chinchillidae
Gene: Plgrkt
Product: plasminogen receptor, C-terminal lysine transmembrane protein
Exons: 6
Coding region: 230-673 (147 amino acids)
Biological process (GO): positive regulation of plasminogen activation
Cellular component (GO): plasma membrane
Source: RefSeq, a predicted model, not a curated record